Molecule: messenger RNA, 531 nt
Organism: Schistosoma rodhaini
Lineage: Eukaryota; Metazoa; Platyhelminthes; Trematoda; Strigeidida; Schistosomatidae
Source: the annotation of a GenBank genome assembly
AUGGGAAGAGAUAAAUCUCAAUUAGUUGGUCCAAAUGGUGAAACUUAUUAUCCGAUAUUAAAAUUUGAUUUAUAUAAUGAUCCUAAAAAGGAUGCUGAAGAACUUUAUGAAGCAAUGAAAGGAUGGAAUGAAUUAAGCAAUGAAACAAGCGGUCAUUUUAGAAAACUACUGAAAAUGCUUUUAACUGACUUAUAUGAAGUUGAUGCACGUGCACUGUACAAAGCAAUGAAAGGUGCAAGAACUGAUGAAGAGACAAUUAUUGAAGUUUUAUGUACAGCAACGAAUACUGAAAUUAAAUAUAUUAAAUCAGCUUAUCUAUCUGUAAAUACUUGUUUAAAUCGUCCGAAAGCUUAUUCUGAUUUAUUGGUGAAAGCAAUGAAAGGUAUCGGUACCGAUGAUUGUACACUAAUGCGUAUUAUUGUAACAAGAUGUGAGUUAGAUUUAGGAAGUAUUUGUAUAGAAUUUCAAAAAAGUCAAGAUAGUUCACUUGAAGAUUGGAUACGUAAUGAAGCAUCUGGUGAUUAUCAAUGA